This is a messenger RNA of Gaeumannomyces tritici R3-111a-1, 249 nucleotides long. RefSeq lists its product as hypothetical. NCBI's taxonomy places the organism in Eukaryota, Fungi, Ascomycota, Sordariomycetes, Magnaporthales, Magnaporthaceae. Bases 1 to 249 code for a protein of 82 amino acids. The record is from RefSeq and is a predicted model, not a curated record. The transcript is spliced from 3 exons.
AUGGUUUACGUAAUUUACGGCGUUUCGUUAAAACGCAUUAAUUUUAAGGAUUUAAAAUUAGCAAAGGCCCGGGCCAAGCACGUUAAAAACCAUAAAUUUAAACGCCUGGCUUGGCAAACGAUUUUUUCGACCGAAAAAAAAAAGGUUCGUUUAAAAGCUUGGCAAGGCAAAAGCAAAGCUACGCAAAAAUUUAAUCCCGAACCUUUCCAAGCCUUUUCGGUUUUUACCGAAGCACCAUUAUUUGCUUAA